CAAGUCCAUUAAAUCCUAGCCCCCAUCUUUUUGCGACCUCUUCGGUAUUCUCUCUAACGUUUCGUUUCCUCUCCCUCUGUCUCUCUCUCUUUCUCUCCCCCCUCAACCUCUUCGUCAUAAGGUCCCCAGCACUUAGCUAAGCAGCUUCCCCAAAAUUCGUUGGAUAGACUACUCAAUAUAUAGCCCUCAACCUUGCGUUUUACACUUCUUGUGAGGCCCUUACUUCCCGGGGCUGAUUCAUCAAUGAUAUCCCCGAAAAAGGUACUAGUCUGAGAAAUAAACCCAGGAGGGAGCGAGAGGGUCAUAGUUAACAUAUGCAUACUUUCAUCUAGUGCCCAGUGGAAGGAAGCGCGCUUGCUCAAGGGAUGUUCGGUCUAAGCAAUAUGCAGAUUCUUCAGGAGGUUCGAGCACCAUGGGCUCUGCAGCUAAACUCGUUCUGCUUGAGGGAGAAAAUCAGCAUCGGCAUACAGCUUUGUUUCCUUGGGAUUCUCCUACUUCGCUUUGCACCAAAGCUCCUGAGCUUUCUGCGCAAAUGGAGAUCAAAAACAUCAGACCAAGAAGAGUCGGAAGAAUACAAGUACCACUCACUAAUAAAAUUCGGCAUGUCAUACAAGUCCGGUGUUAUUUGCUCUACCUUGGUGUUGGGAACUCACUUACUCAUGCUGUUGAUGUUGCUAAACGGAAACAAUACCCAGUGCCACUCUGCUCUUCAAGCUUUCUCUUCCGAGGUAAUGCAGGUAGUUUCAUGUGUCAUAGCACUCUUUGCCUUGUACAAGGUACCAAAGAAGAAGCAAAUGAAGUUCCCAGGGAUGUUAAGGGCCUGGUGGGUAUGCAGCUUCUUACUAGCUGCUGUUUCCAUGGCUCUCGAUACCUACUACAAAAUUAUGGCCCAUGAAAGCUUUAAGAUGAGGGAUUUGGCUAAUUUCCUUGGCCUCCUGGAAUCAACCUUGCUGUUUAGCAUCUCAAUUUAUGGGAAAGCUGGCAUGCCCUCAUUGGAAUUAAAUGGCGUCACUGAACCACUUCUUGGAGAAAAAGUCGACAGGUAUUCCAAGAGGGAAUCAUAUUAUGGAAAAGCCACGCUCAUCCAGCUCGUUACCUUUUCCUGGCUCAACCCACUGUUCGCUGUAGGGAUCAAGAAACCCAUUGAGCAGGAUGAAAUACCAAAUGUGGAUACCAAGGACUCGGCAACAUUUAAUUCUCAGUCAUUCAUCGAUUGCAUUAAGUGUGUCAAGGAAAGAGACAGGACCAGAAACCCAUCUAUCUACAAAGCAAUCUUUCUGUUCAUCAGGAAGAAAGCAACAAUCAACGCAUCAUUUGCAAUUGUAAGUGCUGUAGCAUCGUACGCAGGCCCAUACCUGAUCGAUGAUUUUGUCAACUUCUUGACGGACAAGAGUAACCGAAGCCUCAAGGAUGGCUAUCUCCUGGCACUGGGGUUUCUAGGAGCCAAAAUGGUUGAGACGAUAGCACAGAGGCAAUGGAUAUUUGGGGCUCGCCAACUCGGGCUUCGUGUCAGAGCUUCCCUCAUAUCAAGUAUAUACAAGAAGGGGCUGGUUCUGUCGAGCCAAUCAAGACAGAGCCACACGAGCGGAGAGAUCAUCAACUACAUGAGCGUAGAUAUACAGAGGAUCACAGACCUCAUCUGGUACCUAAACAUAAUAUGGAUGUUGCCCAUACAAAUUUCCUUAGCCAUCUACAUUCUGCAUACAAACUUGGGCGUAGGGUCAUUCGCUGCUUUAGCUGCAACAUUAGCUGUGAUGGCCUGCAACAUACCCAUUACGAGAAUCCAGAAAAGAUACCAGACCAAAAUAAUGGAAGCGAAAGACAGCAGGAUGAAGUCCACCUCUGAAAUUCUUCGAAACAUGAAGACGAUAAAGCUCCAAGCAUGGGACAAUCAGUUUCUUCACAGGCUGGCGAGCUUGCGGAAGAUAGAGUCUGAUUGGAUAUGGAAGUCCAUGAAGCUCUCUUCUCUUACAGCUUUCAUCUUCUGGGGCUCGCCUACUUUUAUCUCCAUUGUGACUUUCAUAGCAUGCAUGAUGUUGGGGGUUCAACUCACAGCUGGGAGAGUCUUAGCUGCAUUAGCUACCUUCCGUAUGUUACAAGACCCAAUAUUUAGUCUGCCGGAUCUGCUCAAUGUCAUUGCACAAGGCAAGGUUUCAGCAGACAGGAUAGCUUCCUACCUUCAAGAAGACGAAAUUCAGCAGGAUGCAAUCGAGUAUGUCCCAAAAACACAAGCCUCAUUUGAUGUUGAAAUCAGCGACGGGAAAUUCAGCUGGGAUUCAGAGUCCUCUCGCCCCACUCUCGAUAAUAUACAGUUAGUGGUCAAAAAGGGAACGAAGGUGGCGAUAUGUGGGACCGUUGGAUCAGGGAAAUCGAGUCUGCUCUCGGGCAUUCUUGGAGAAAUACGGAAACUAUCAGGUGAUGUGAAGAUCAGUGGCACAAAAGCUUAUGUUCCUCAGUCACCCUGGAUACUUUCCGGGAAUAUCAGGGAUAACAUACUAUUCGGGAACCAGUAUGAUUCCGACAAGUAUGAUAGGACGGUCAAAGCUUGCGCCUUGAUUAAGGAUUUCGAGCUGUUCUCAGCUGGUGAUUUAACGGAGAUUGGAGAAAGAGGGAUAAACAUGAGUGGAGGACAGAAGCAGAGGAUACAGAUAGCUCGCGCGGUUUACCAGGACGCAGAUAUUUAUCUGCUCGAUGAUCCUUUCAGUGCAGUUGAUGCCCACACAGGAACUCAACUCUUCAAGGACUGUCUGAUGGGAAUGCUCAAAGACAAGACUGUUAUAUUCGUCACUCACCAAGUAGAAUUUCUUCCUGCAGCAGACCUUAUUCUGGUAAUGCGUGAUGGAAGGAUUGCACAAGCUGGAACUUUUGAAGAGCUCAUGAAACAAAACACUGGAUUUGAAGUGCUAGUGGGUGCUCAUAACCAUGCCUUGGAGUCGAUUCUCACCAUUGAAAACUCAAACAGACCAUCUGAUGAGCUGCAACCUGAUGGUGAGUCCAAUGAAGAACUCACUUCAAAUGCCGAACUGGCGUACACGAGACAAGACUCAGAGCAUAGUCUCUUUGAAGAUAACUCUGAGCAAAAGGGAAAGCUGGUGCAAGAUGAGGAGAGAGAGAAGGGAGGAAUUGGGAAAGAAAUAUACUGGUCUUAUAUCACCAUGGUUAAACGUGGCGCAUUUGUUCCAUUCAUAAUCCUCGCCCAAUCAUCGUUCCAGAUGUUACAGAUUGCAAGUAACUACUGGAUGGCAUGGACUUCUCCUCCCACUAGUGAAGCAGAACCGAGACUAGGCAUGAAAUUCGUGUUGUCUGUUUACGUACUUCUCUCUGUUGGAAGUUCAUUAUGUGUGCUGCUUCGAGCAAUACUAAAUGCGAUAGCCGGACUCUGGACAUCUCAGAUGCUCUUCACUAAUAUGCUUCAGAGUGUGAUGCGUGCCCCAAUGUCAUUUUUCGAUUCAACCCCCACAGGGAGGAUCUUAAACAGGGCAUCUACAGAUCAAAGUGUGCUAGACCUGGAAAUACCUGGCAAAUUAGGAUGGUGCGCAUUCUCCAUAAUACAGCUUCUGGGGACCAUUGCAGUAAUGUCACAAGUAGCAUGGGAAGUGUUUGUGAUCUUCAUUCCAGUCACAGCAAUAUGCAUAUGGUACCAGAGAUACUACAUACCAACAGCAAGAGAGCUGGCACGUCUAUCAGGGAUUCAGAGAGCUCCUAUUCUCCAUCACUUCGCAGAAUCACUGGCAGGAGCUGCAACAAUCCGUGCUUUUGGUCAAGGAGAACGUUUUAGCAAUGGGAACCUUGGACUUAUCGACAACCAUUCAAGACCAUGGUUUCAUAAUGCAUCAGCAAUGGAAUGGCUAUCCUUCCGACUCAAUCUUCUGUCAAAUUUUGUGUUUGCCUUCUCAUUGGUUGUACUUGUAACCCUUCCUGAAGGAAUCAUCAAUCCAAGUCUUGCAGGGCUGGCAGUCACAUAUGGCAUAAACUUGAACGUUCUGCAAGCUUCAGUUAUAUGGAACAUGUGCAAUGCAGAGAACAAAAUGAUCUCGGUAGAGAGAAUACUCCAGUACUCAAAGCUAAAAAGUGAAGCGGCUCUCUUGAUAGAAGAUAGCAGGCCAACAAGCAACUGGCCAGAAUACGGAACAAUAAGCUUCAAAAAUUUGCAGAUUCGUUAUGCAGAACACCUCCCAUCUGUUCUCAAGAACAUAGACUGCACAUUCCCAGGAAAGCGAAAAAUUGGUGUUGUGGGAAGGACAGGAAGUGGCAAAUCAACUCUUAUACAAGCCCUUUUCAGAAUCAUUGAACCUAGACAAGGAAGCAUCGUAAUUGAUGGUGUGGACAUAUGUAAAAUAGGCCUCCAUGAUCUUAGGUCAAGGCUUAGCAUCAUACCGCAGGACCCCACGAUGUUUGAAGGAACUGUUAGAGGGAACCUCGACCCCCUGCAGCAAUACUCUGAUCAUGAUGUAUGGGAGUCUUUAGAUAAAUGCCAACUCGGUGACCUGGUGAGGGCAAAGGAAGAAAAGCUGGAUUCCACAGUGGUUGAGAGUGGCGAAAAUUGGAGUGUGGGACAAAGACAACUAUUCUGUCUUGGACGAGCAUUAUUGAAGAAAAGCAGCAUUCUAGUACUAGAUGAAGCGACAGCAUCGGUUGACUCCGCCACUGACGGGGUUAUCCAAAAGAUCAUCAGUCAAGAAUUCAAAGACCGAACUGUCGUGACAAUAGCCCACAGGAUACACACAGUCAUAGACAGCAAUCUUGUUCUGGUCCUCAGCGAUGGGAGAGUAGCAGAAUUCGACUCACCUUCGAAGCUACUCGAGAGGGAAGACUCGUUCUUUUCGAAGCUCAUAAAGGAGUACUCCAUGAGAUCAAAGAGCUUCAGCAGCUUAGCAAAUGAGGACAGCUAAUGGAAGAGAUCACCAAUGUUGCGGUUGCCCGACACAUUUGCUGUUCACCCUGAAGUCCGAACAUAAGGCAUAAUACCUAUCUAUCAAUGUGGGCUCAUGGAAUUUGAUACCGACUACUAGCAGAGUGAGUACAAAGCGGAAAGCAGGAAACCAUUCUUUCGCUCAAAACAAGCUCUCUUAUUUCACCUCCAUAAUAAAAUAACACCAGUAUGAAAUUAAAAUCCAAUUUUUGUAGCUUUUUGAAUAUAACGGAUCUCUUACUAUUUGGUAUUGUAUGAGAAUGCUUCAAGUAGCUCAAAUAUGAAUUGCAGCAAAUGUUGUGUCGAUUUUACGAAA
This is a messenger RNA of Punica granatum (pomegranate), 5228 nucleotides long. NCBI's taxonomy places the organism in Eukaryota, Viridiplantae, Streptophyta, Magnoliopsida, Myrtales, Lythraceae. The record is from RefSeq and is a predicted model, not a curated record.